CAAGGCUCAAAGAAAUUGCAACAUGUUGGAUAACACUACUGUUCCAGUGUUUCGAUCUUCUUCCUCUGAUCAUCUCAAUGGGGUCACUCAGAAAAGAAAAAGAAGGCCUGCUGGUACCCCAGAUCCGGAUGCAGAGGUGGUUGCUUUAUCACCAAAAACGCUGCUGGAAUCAGACAGGUAUGUGUGUGACAUCUGCAACCAAGGGUUCCAAAGAGACCAGAACCUUCAAAUGCACAGGAGAAGGCACAAGGUUCCAUGGAAGCUGCUGAAAAGGGAAGAAACACGAGAGGUGAAGAAGAGGGUUUACGUUUGCCCAGAGCCGAGCUGUUUGCACCAUGAGCCUUGCCAUGCCUUGGGAGAUCUGGUUGGCAUCAAGAAACAUUUCAGGAGGAAGCACAGCAAUCAGAAGAGAUGGGUUUGCCAAAAAUGCGCCAAAGGUUACGCGGUUCAGUCUGAUUACAAGGCUCAUCUCAAGAUUUGUGGCACCCGUGGCCAUUCUUGUGACUGUGGUCGAGUUUUUUCCAGGGUGGAGAGUUUCAUUGAACACCACGAUGCUUGCAUCGGUCGCGCACUAGGUGUUCAACCCGAAUUGCAGGCGCUGCACCGGGGCUGUUCAUAUCGAACCGGUUCAAGCACUAGUCCUUCAAGCGAUACACACUUCGGCAUGGACGUGCCUGCUAAUAUCUUGCACAGCAAUGCAUCUACUUAUGAACACCGAAACAACCUUGAGCAUCAACUUCUACCGUCAUCGACUCCUCAGUCGCCGCCCAAUUCCAACGAGAAUUGCGCGACUUCUUUGAAGCUUUCGAUAGGGUCGAGUGAAGCCAACAAGCUUAGUUUAGAUACAUUUAGUGAAAAGAAUGCCAGUGAGCAGCUAAAGUUGGCCAUGGCAGAGAAUAGCUUCGUCGAAAAGGCUAGACUCGAAGCGAAGAAGCUGAUUCAAAUGGCCGAGCUUGAGUUUGUAAGUGCUAGAAGGAUAAGGCAACAAGCCCAAGGUGAACUCGACAAGGCUCAAGUCUUGAAAAAUAAAGCAACGAAGAAGAUAAGUGCUACUGUCAUACAAAUCACUUGUCAAGCUUGCAAGCACCAAUUUCAAACAUCAACAGCUGCGGUUCCAGCCAAUGAGACCUCACUUGCUAUGAGUUACAUGUCGUCGGGCACAACGGAAGGGGAAGUAGAGUGGCGGCAAGUCAAUCAUACAACAGAAAUGAUCGAUUCUUAACCAUUAAAAUCUCUUUGCUUUGAUCUACAUGUUCUGGCAAAUUU
Hibiscus syriacus is the source of this 1266-nucleotide messenger RNA. RefSeq names its product zinc finger protein SHOOT GRAVITROPISM 5-like. The transcript is spliced from 3 exons. Bases 23 to 1222 code for a protein of 399 amino acids. NCBI's taxonomy places the organism in Eukaryota, Viridiplantae, Streptophyta, Magnoliopsida, Malvales, Malvaceae. Gene Ontology annotation, cellular component: nucleus. Gene Ontology annotation, molecular function: DNA-binding transcription factor activity. The record is from RefSeq and is a predicted model, not a curated record.